AUGUUGGGGAUUCUGGCCUCUAGACUUCACGAAUUUGGUUCUAAUUUCUGCCCACAGCUGCAGGGUGGUGAGCCUGAAUCUCCCAUGGCUGCAUUUCCAACCCAUCGUUCGGGUUUCGCUCGAUGCGAGGGCUGUGAGGAUGCUGCAUUUCGCUCUUGA
Messenger RNA from Prunus armeniaca (apricot), 159 nucleotides. The record is from the annotation of a GenBank genome assembly. Lineage: Eukaryota; Viridiplantae; Streptophyta; Magnoliopsida; Rosales; Rosaceae.